This is a messenger RNA of Athalia rosae (coleseed sawfly), 2592 nucleotides long. Its product is annotated as ATP-dependent RNA helicase p62-like. The record is from RefSeq and is a predicted model, not a curated record. NCBI's taxonomy places the organism in Eukaryota, Metazoa, Arthropoda, Insecta, Hymenoptera, Athaliidae. The coding region runs from base 153 to 1799 and encodes 548 amino acids. Gene Ontology annotation, cellular component: nucleus; cytoplasm; ribonucleoprotein complex. The transcript is spliced from 7 exons. Gene Ontology annotation, molecular function: RNA binding; RNA helicase activity; ATP binding.
GAGUGAGUCACUUCCUGGAUUUGCCAUACCCGUUCUUUCCGUUCCUAGUCGCGGCAGAGAAUAUCUAACGCCGCGUGCAAAUAAACUCUAUCAGAAAUUUCCAUCAAUUCAAAGGAACAAAGGAAGCAGUUCAUACUUCAUCGAGCAUUAUCAUGACUUACGGAGGAUCUUCAGGUGGGUAUCGUAGCAGCGGUGGACGUGGUGGUGGUGGUAGCCAAAGAAGCGGAUAUGGAAGCAGCAGCGGUGGUGGAAGUAGCGGGGGAGGAAGUGGCGGACGUUUCGGAAGUAGAGGAGGUGCAGGAAAUGGUGGAAGCCGAGGUGGACGUGGAGGUGGUGGAGGAGGCAGUUUGAGGAAACCCAACUGGGACUAUGAAAACCUCAAACCGUUUAAGAAAGAUUUUUAUGUGCCACACGUAAAUGUUCAGAGCAGACAUCCACGUGAAGUAGAAGCCUACAGGGAAGAGAAACAAAUUACUCUGAAAGGAGACGCUUUGCCAAAUCCUAUCCAGUUUUUUGAAGAAGGAAAUUUCCCAGAUUACGUCAUGACCGGAAUCAGGAAACAGGGAUUCUCUGAGCCCACAGCCAUCCAGGCUCAGGGUUGGCCCAUUGCAAUGUCUGGACGCAAUAUGGUCGGCAUUGCUCAAACUGGAUCUGGAAAAACCUUGGGUUAUAUUUUACCUGCAAUUGUUCAUAUAAACAACCAACAGCCUCUAAAUCGUGGAGAUGGACCAAUUGCUUUAAUUCUCGCACCUACCAGAGAACUCGCUCAGCAGAUUCAGACAGUUGCUAGUGAUUUUGGUUCUCUUUCAUACGUCAGAAAUACAUGUAUCUUUGGAGGAGCCCCCAAAGGAGGUCAGGCUCGUGAUUUAGAACGUGGUGUAGAAAUUUGCAUUGCCACACCUGGUCGUUUAAUAGAUUUUCUCGAGAGGGGAACUACCAAUUUACGGAGAUGCACAUAUCUGGUUCUUGACGAAGCCGAUAGAAUGUUGGACAUGGGAUUUGAGCCCCAAAUCAGAAAAAUUAUUGAGCAAAUCAGACCUGACAGACAAGUUUUGAUGUGGUCUGCAACGUGGCCAAAAGAAGUUCGCAACCUUGCUGAAGAAUACCUCACAGACUACACCCAACUGAAUAUUGGAUCACUUACUCUCUCUGCUAACCACAACAUCUUACAGAUCAUUGACGUCUGUCAAGAACAUGAAAAAGAAACCAAAUUAGGCAGCUUGCUACAAGAAAUCGGCAAUGUCAACGACGAUGGAGGAAAGACAAUAAUAUUUGUAGAGACUAAAAAGAAAGUUGAAAACAUCACCAGAAGUAUCCGCCGAUACGGAUGGCCCGCAGUUUGCAUGCAUGGUGACAAAUCUCAACAAGAACGUGAUUAUGUUCUCAGAGAAUUCCGAAACAAGAAGGGUUCUAUCCUUGUAGCAACAGAUGUUGCUGCUCGUGGACUAGAUGUUGAUGAUGUGAAGUACGUGAUCAAUUUUGACUACCCCUCAUCAUCCGAAGACUACAUCCACAGAAUCGGAAGAACUGGACGUUCUCAAAGUACAGGAACAAGUUACGCAUUCUUCACACCUCAGAACAGUCGACAAGCCAAAGAUUUGGUGAAUGUACUACAAGAAGCCAAUCAAGUUAUUAAUCCAAAACUCACAGAAAUGGCUUCCCGAGGAGGUGGUGGUGGAGGUUAUGGAGGAAGAAAUCGAUGGGGUUACGGAGGUGGUCGUGGAAGGGAGAAUAAUUUCUCUGGAUCGCACAAACGUUUUGACUCUGGUCGCAGCAAUGGAUACAGCAGUUAUAACUGAUUUAGUAUUACUUAGCUUCUGGGCCGUAAUGCUGAGCAUAAAAUCGACCGCCACUUAGAAGCUUUGGCAUAAUUGACAACACUUGAACUGUGAUCUAACAAAGAAAGGAUAACAAAAAAAAUAAUUAAAUAACGAUAUUUAAUACCUUCUAUUCCGGUCGGUUAGUAACCAGAAUAUGCCAGUUUUUAACGCUCGGCAAAUUUUACCCAUUGAAUUCAAUCAUAAAUGAUGUAUCUAUUUUAUUUUUAUUUUUUUUUUUCAUUUUCGGUGACUAGCAGAUCAGUGUUAGUUCAUACAAAUUGAUUAAAGACAAUUGUUAUUCAAACCAUCGCCGAUUACAAUAAUCCAUAUUAAUUAUUAAGAGCCGAGUGGAGGCACGGACCAUAAAACUCACACUUCAGUAUUCAUUCCAAAAAAACAAAACUUGAAAAUGGAAUGACCCCUAUGAAAGUUAUUUUUGACUUCUCAUUAGAAACUGAAAGAUGCUACAGAGUUGGUAAAAACCAGACUGAACUUGUAUGAAGAUUACAUACAGAUUAGCUGGUAAACUCGAAAGAUUUUUUUAAUCUCAAUGAGAUAAAAUAUUGUCAAGUAACUAAGGAGGGUACAAACGUGAAAGCGAUCUGAGGGUUGCUGACCCAUAGAAAAAUUUAAAUUAUUCUCUAGACCUAUUUUCUCUCAUCUUUAUAUUCUAAUUCCUCGAGAACAGAAGAAACAAACAUCUGUCAUUCGUACAUUUUGCUGUGAAGUGUACGACACAUCUUAAGUACAAUGCAAUAAAAUUUAAAACAAA